AUGUGUGCACUGGGUCGCGUUAAGAGGCUGUCUUUGGGGGUAUAUGGGGGGGGGGGGGGGGGGGGGGGGGGGGGGGGGGGGGGGGGGGGGGGGGGGGGGGGGGGGGGGGGGGGGGGGGGGGGGGGGGGGGGGGGGGGGGGGGGGGGGGGGGGGGGGGGGGGGGGGGGGGGGGGGGGGGGGGGGGGGGGGGGGGGGGGGGGGGGGGGGGGGGGGGGGGGGGGGGGGGGGGGGGGGGGGGGGGGGGGGGGGGGGGGGGGGGGGGGGGGGGGGGGGGGGGGGGGGGGGGGGGGGGGGGGGGGGGGGGGGGGGGGGGGGGGGGGGGGGGGGGGGGGGGGGGGGGGGGGGGGGGGGGGGGGGGGGGGGGGGGGGGGGGGGGGGGGGGGGGGGGGGGGGGGGGGGGGGGGGGGGGGGGGGGGGGGGGGGGGGGGGGGGGGGGGGGGGGGGGGGGGGGGGGGGGGGGGGGGGGGGGGGGGGGGGGGGGGGGGGGGGGGGGGGGGGGGGGGGGGGGGGGGGGGGGGGGGGGGGGGGGGGGGGGGGGGGGGGGGGGGGGGGGGGGGGGGGGGGGGGGGGGGGGGGGGGGGGGGGGGGGGGGGGGGGGGGGGGGGGGGGGGGGGGGGGGGGGGGGGGGGGGGGGGGGGGGGGGGGGGGGGGGGGGGGGGGGGGGGGGGGGGGGGGGGGGGGGGGGGGGGGGGGGGGGGGGGGGGGGGGGGGGGGGGGGGGGGGGGGGGGGGGGGGGGGGGGGGGGGGGGGGGGGGGGGGGGGGGGGGGGGGGGGGGGGGGGGGGGGGGGGGGGGGGGGGGGGGGGGGGGGGGGGGGGGGGGGGGGGGGGGGGGGGGGGGGGGGGGGGGGGGGGGGGGGGGGGGGGGGGGGGGGGGGGGGGGGGGGGGGGGGGGGGGGGGGGGGGGGGGGGGGGGGGGGGGGGGGGGGGGGGGGGGGGGGGGGGGGGGGGGGGGGGGGGGGGGGGGGGGGGGGGGGGGGGGGGGGGGGGGGGGGGGGGGGGGGGGGGGGGGGGGGGGGGGGGGGGGGGGGGGGGGGGGGGGGGGGGGGGGGGGGGGGGGGGGGGGGGGGGGGGGGGGGGGGGGGGGGGGGGGGGGGGGGGGGGGGGGGGGGGGGGGGGGGGGGGGGGGGGGGGGGGGGGGGGGGGGGGGGGGGGGGGGGGGGGGGGGGGGGGGGGGGGGGGGGGGGGGGGGGGGGGGGGGGGGGGGGGGGGGGGGGGGGGGGGGGGGGGGGGGGGGGGGGGGGGGGGGGGGGGGGGGGGGGGGGGGGGGGGGGGGGGGGGGGGGGGGGGGGGGGGGGGGGGGGGGGGGGGGGGGGGGGGGGGGGGGGGGGGGGGGGGGGGGGGGGGGGGGGGGGGGGGGGGGGGGGGGGGGGGGGGGGGGGGGGGGGGGGGGGGGGGGGGGGGGGGGGGGGGGGGGGGGGGGGGGGGGGGGGGGGGGGGGGGGGGGGGGGGGGGGGGGGGGGGGGGGGGGGGGGGGGGGGGGGGGGGGGGGGGGGGGGGGGGGGGGGGGGGGGGGGGGGGGGGGGGGGGGGGGGGGGGGGGGGGGGGGGGGGGGGGGGGGGGGGGGGGGGGGGGGGGGGGGGGGGGGGGGGGGGGGGGGGGGGGGGGGGGGGGGGGGGGGGGGGGGGGGGGGGGGGGGGGGGGGGGGGGGGGGGGGGGGGGGGGGGGGGGGGGGGGGGGGGGGGGGGGGGGGGGGGGGGGGGGGGGGGGGGGGGGGGGGGGGGGGGGGGGGGGGGGGGGGGGGGGGGGGGGGGGGGGGGGGGGGGGGGGGGGGGGGGGGGGGGGGGGGGGGGGGGGGGGGGGGGGGGGGGGGGGGGGGGGGGGGGGGGGGGGGGGGGGGGGGGGGGGGGGGGGGGGGGGGGGGGGGGGGGGGGGGGGGGGGGGGGGGGGGGGGGGGGGGGGGGGGGGGGGGGGGGGGGGGGGGGGGGGGGGGGGGGGGGGGGGGGGGGGGGGGGGGGGGGGGGGGGGGGGGGGGGGGGGGGGGGGGGGGGGGGGGGGGGGGGGGGGGGGGGGGGGGGGGGGGGGGGGGGGGGGGGGGGGGGGGGGGGGGGGGGGGGGGGGGGGGGGGGGGGGGGGGGGGGGGGGGGGGGGGGGGGGGGGGGGGGGGGGGGGGGGGGGGGGGGGGGGGGGGGGGGGGGGGGGGGGGGGGGGGGGGGGGGGGGGGGGGGGGGGGGGGGGGGGGGGGGGGGGGGGGGGGGGGGGGGGGGGGGGGGGGGGGGGGGGGGGGGGGGGGGGGGGGGGGGGGGGGGGGGGGGGGGGGGGGGGGGGGGGGGGGGGGGGGGGGGGGGGGGGGGGGGGGGGGGGGGGGGGGGGGGGGGGGGGGGGGGGGGGGGGGGGGGGGGGGGGGGGGGGGGGGGGGGGGGGGGGGGGGGGGGGGGGGGGGGGGGGGGGGGGGGGGGGGGGGGGGGGGGGGGGGGGGGGGGGGGGGGGGGGGGGGGGGGGGGGGGGGGGGGGGGGGGGGGGGGGGGGGGGGGGGGGGGGGGGGGGGGGGGGGGGGGGGGGGGGGGGGGGGGGGGGGGGGGGGGGGGGGGGGGGGGGGGGGGGGGGGGGGGGGGGGGGGGGGGGGGGGGGGGGGGGGGGGGGGGGGGGGGGGGGGGGGGGGGGGGGGGGGGGGGGGGGGGGGGGUGGGGGGGGGGGGGGGGGGGGGGGGGGGGGGGGGGGGGGGGGGGGGGGGGGGGGGGGGGGGGGGGGGGGGGGGGGGGGGGGGGGGGGGGGGGGGGGGGGGGGGGGGGGGGGGGGGGGGGGGGGGGGGGGGGGGGGGGGGGGGGGGGGGGGGGGGGGGGGGGGGGGGUGGGGGGGGGGGGGGGGGGGGGGGGGGGGGGGGGGGGGGGGGGGGGGGGGUGGGGGGGGGGGGGGGGGGGGGGGGGGGGGGGGGGGGGGGGGGGGGGGGGGGGGGGGGGGGGGGGGGGGGGGGGGGGGGGGGGGGGGGGGGGGGGGGGGGGGGGGGGGGGGGGGGGUGGGGGGGGGGGGGUGGGGGGGGGGGGGGGGGGGGGGGUGGGGGGGGGGGGGUGGGGGUGGGAGGGGGUGGUAGUGAGAGGGGUGGUAGUGGGAGGGGGGUGGUAGUGGGAGGGGGGUGGUAG
This is a messenger RNA of Knipowitschia caucasica, 3078 nucleotides long. The record is from the annotation of a GenBank genome assembly. NCBI's taxonomy places the organism in Eukaryota, Metazoa, Chordata, Actinopteri, Gobiiformes, Gobiidae.